AUGAAGCUUUCAACAUCAGGGCUGGGUCAGCAGGCUCAUGAAGGAGAAAAGAAAUGCUUGAAUUCAGAGCUAUGGCACGCUUGUGCUGGCCCCCUUGUCUCCCUACCUAUAGUUGGCAGUCGAGUCGUUUACUUCCCUCAAGGCCACAGCGAACAGGUUGCUGCCACUACAAAUAAAGAAAUCGAUGCUCAUAUACCCAAUUACCCAAGCUUGCCUCCCCAAUUGAUCUGUCAACUCCACAAUGUCACAAUGCAUGCGGAUGUUGAAACAGAUGAGGUUUACGCCCAAAUGACAUUACAGCCCUUGACCCCGCAAGAACAAAAGGACACAUUUCUACCUGUUGAGUUGGGCACACCAAGCAGACAGCCAACCAAUUACUUUUGCAAGACAUUAACAGCAAGUGAUACCAGUACCCAUGGAGGAUUCUCUGUUCCUCGUCGUGCAGCUGAAAAAGUCUUCCCUCCAUUGGACUUCUCUCAACAACCACCCGCCCAAGAACUCAUCGCAAGAGAUCUCCAUGAUGUUGAAUGGAAGUUCAGACAUAUUUUUCGUGGGCAACCAAAACGUCACCUUCUUACCACAGGGUGGAGUGUAUUUGUUAGUGCAAAAAGACUUGUUGCAGGGGAUUCUGUUCUUUUCAUCUGGAAUGAAAAAAAUCAACUACUUUUGGGGAUACGUAGAGCAACACGUCCACAAACUGUAAUGCCAUCAUCCGUUCUAUCAAGUGAUAGCAUGCACAUUGGGCUCCUUGCUGCUGCUGCUCAUGCAGCCGCUACAAAUAGUUGUUUCACAAUUUUUUAUAAUCCAAGGGCGAGUCCAUGUGAAUUUGUUAUUCCUCUUUCAAAAUAUGUGAAAGCUGUGUAUCAUACGCGUGUUUCUGUUGGGAUGCGUUUCCGCAUGCUUUUCGAAACUGAAGAAUCAAGUGUUCGAAGAUACAUGGGUACAAUUACUGGAAUCGGUGAUUUGGAUCCCGUUCGUUGGCAGAAUUCUCAUUGGAGAUCUGUAAAGGUUGGAUGGGAUGAAUCAACAGCAGGUGAGAGGCAGCCACGUGUCUCAUUAUGGGAAAUUGAACCACUAACUACUUUCCCGAUGUACCCAUCACUUUUUCCACUUCGCCUAAAACGCCCUUGGUAUCCCGGAGCUUCAUCUUUUCAAGAUAGUAGAGAUGAUGGGGUUAAUGGGAUGACAUGGCUGAGAGGAGAACCAGGGGAACAAGGAUUGAGCUCUCUAAACUUCCAAUCUGUUGGCAUGUUUCCAUGGAUGCAACAAAGGGUAGAUCCGUCUUUUCUUCAAAGUAAUCUGAAUCAGCAAUACCAAGCUGCAUUAGCUGCAGGUUUACAGAAUCUUGGAAGUGGAGAUGCUUUGAAACAACAAAUACUCCAAUUCCAACAACAACAACAACAGCAACAAAUCCAGUAUAGUCCUUCAGGCACUUCUAAUCCACUUUUCCAACAAUCACAACAACUAAUCCCUCAACAAUUCGUCCAUGGUCAAACCCAAAUCCAACAAGUCAACACUCAACCAGAAGAACAUCCACAACCACAACAACAACAACAACAACAACAACAACAGAGUUCGUAUCCGGAAUCUUACUUGCUUCAACACCAUGAGAGGCCACAAUCCCAUGCUUUUAUGGACCCGAAUACCAAAUUUGCCCCUCCUUCAAUGCAAAACAUGUUGGGUUCUUUAAUAACCUCUGAAGGAAGCGGGAAUCUCUUGAGUUUUUCUAGGGCGGGGCCCACUUUGACUGAGCAGCAUCAAUCGAACCAGAGCCAGAACCAGAACCAAAACCAGCAGUCUUGGGUUUCGAGGUUUGGUCAAUCACAACCCAAUUUGUCGUCAUCUUCACCUGCUCCAUCAUUGUCGUAUCAAGAGAAGAAUGUUGAAGAAGCUUCAAGUUUGGAUACACAGACACAGGGGUUAUUUGGUGGAACGAAUAUUGAUUCUUCAGUAGGGCUUUUACAGGAAACUGACAUAGCCACCAGCAGCAUGACCAUGGCAAUGGCAUCACCGGCUUCUGGUUUUCAGAAUAAUUCUUCUUACUUUGGGUACAUGCAGGACUCUUCUGAGCUGCUGCAUGCUACCACGGGAUCACAAAUUGACCCACCAAACCCUAAUCGCACGUUUGUCAAGGUAUACAAAUCAGGUUCGGUGGGGAGAUCACUGGACAUCAGCCGGUUUCACAGCUACCCAGAGCUGAAAGAGGAACUGGAACAGAUGUUCAAUGUUGAGGGGCUGCUUCAAGACCCUCAAAGAUCAGGCUGGCAGCUUGUAUUCGUUGACAGGGAGAAUGAUGUUCUUCUCCUUGGAGACGGACCCUGGGAGGCAUUUGUAAAUAGUGUGUGGUAUAUCAAGAUACUUUCUCCUGAAGACGUGUUGAAACUUGGGAAGCAAGAGUUGGAGUCCUUCACUCAAAACUCAGGAGGAGGUGGAGGUGGAGGUGGAGGUGGAGGAGAAAGAAUUGGGAAUGAUGGCCAUGGACAUGGACAUGGGCAUGGGGGGAGAGAGCUUUCUGGAUUGCCUCCUUCCAUGGGUUCGCUUGAUUUUUGA
Molecule: messenger RNA, 2550 nt
Organism: Lactuca saligna
Lineage: Eukaryota; Viridiplantae; Streptophyta; Magnoliopsida; Asterales; Asteraceae
Source: the annotation of a GenBank genome assembly